GUUCGCCCCGGUUCUCGCGAAUGCAGCCUGUUCCCCCAUUGUCAGGAAUCUCCAGCUGAACUUUUUCGGAGGGCUUUGCUCCGACUCCCUUUCCCACAUCGUCUCAUCUAUCCGGGCGUCCCAAUCCCCUCCUUCGUCUCACUGCAACAUCAUCGCAAGACCGAGAAAUCACCGCGCUUGAGAGAGCCCUACCCUCCAACUGCUCAGGGUGAUUUGCCCCGCACAAUCGAUUCAAGAUGACUUCUCUCGCGGCGGCUCCUAUUGACCCGAUCACCAAUGGAUCUGGUGAUCGCGGCAAAAAGGUCGCUUACUUCUACGACUCGGAUGUCGGAAAUUAUGCCUACGUCUCGGGACACCCGAUGAAGCCCCAUCGCAUAAGGAUGGCUCACAGCUUGGUCAUGAACUAUGGCCUCUACAAGAAGAUGGAGAUUUACCGUGCGAAGCCCGCCUCGAAGUACGAAAUGACACAAUUCCACACCGACGAGUACAUCGACUUUCUCUCCAAGGUCACCCCGGAUAACAUGGAAUCCUACUCGAAGGAGCAGAGCAAGUACAACGUCGGUGACGACUGCCCGGUUUUUGACGGGCUGUUCGAGUUCUGCGGGAUCAGUGCAGGAGGCAGCAUGGAGGGCGCCGCGCGGCUGAACCGUAACAAGUGCGACAUUGCCGUGAACUGGGCGGGUGGUCUUCACCACGCUAAGAAGAGCGAGGCCAGUGGAUUCUGCUAUGUGAAUGACAUCGUCCUGGGUAUUCUGGAACUGCUGCGUUUCAAGCAGCGCGUGCUCUACGUUGACAUCGACGUCCACCACGGAGAUGGUGUCGAGGAGGCGUUCUACACGACGGACCGUGUGAUGACUGUGUCCUUUCACAAGUACGGCGAGUAUUUCCCGGGAACCGGCGAACUGCGCGAUAUUGGCGUGGGCCAGGGCAAGCACUACGCCGUCAACUUCCCGCUCCGCGACGGCAUUGAUGACAUCUCAUACAAGAGUAUCUUCGAACCGGUUAUCAAGAGCGUUAUGGAGUGGUACCGACCGGAAGCCGUCGUGCUCCAGUGCGGUGGCGACAGUCUUUCCGGCGACCGGCUGGGAUGCUUCAACCUGAGUAUGCGCGGCCACGCCAACUGUGUGAACUUUGUCAAGAGCUUCAACCUUCCCACUAUGAUUCUCGGCGGUGGUGGCUACACGAUGCGCAACGUGGCACGAACCUGGGCGUUUGAAACCGGUAUCCUGGUCGGAGACACCCUCGUGGCGGAGCUCCCGUACAACGAUUACUAUGAGUACUUCGCACCCGACUACGAGCUGGAUGUGCGUCCGUCUAACAUGGACAACGCCAACACCAAAGAAUAUCUGGACAAGAUCCGCACGCAGGUCGUGGAGAACCUCAAGCGGACUGCUUUCGCGCCUUCUGUGCAGAUGACUGACGUGCCACGCGAGCCUCUGGUGGAGGGCAUGGAUGACGAGGCCGAUGCGAUCCUCGACGACCUGGAUGAGGACGAGAACAAGGACAAGCGCUACACCAAGCGCCGCUUCGACCAGUACAUCGAGAAGCCCGGUGAGCUCAGCGACAGUGAGGACGAGGACGAGGCGGCAGCCAACGGCGUUCGCCGCCAGCCGGGCGAGAUCCGCCGACGGAACCAAGUCAACUACCGGAACCUCGACGUGAAUGACUCUGGACUCGACAGCGGCAUGGCUACACCGGCGGAUGCGUCCUCGAUCCCUGACGACGAUAUGGACACUGGAGAUGCGAAGAUGACCGAGGCUCCCGAGCCAGAGACCGAGGCGCCAGGCACACCUUCUAUUGCGGAGCCGCCGUCCCGCGCGGAGGAGGCCUCCACGACAGAGCAGACCGACAUGGCGCUGGACGGACAAGACCAGGCAGCUCCAUCGGCACCGAUCUCGCGGCAACCGUCCCCGAAGCCCCAAGAUGAAGACACCAUGAUGGAGGACGUGGGUGAUGAGGUGCCCGAAGCGGCGACUGCCGAACCCGCCGCAGAGGAGCAGGAAGAAGAGAAGAAGCCCAGCGUCAGCCCAGCACCUGAGAAGACGCCGGAACCCACAUCGGCACCCCGCGAACCAUCACCGGCGAAGGAGCCUGUGGAAGAGCCCUCGAUUGCGGAGCAGGAGCCCUCGAAACCGGCGGAGGCGGCGGAGACGAGCGAGGCGAAGAGCAAGACGCCAGAGGUCUCCAAGGACGAGGCGGCGAGCGAACAGGAGCGCAGCACGGAGACCAAGGAGGUGACGACGGAGGCGGCAGCGGAGGAGCCCACGAAGAGCGAGGAGUAGACUCGUUUUAGGGAAUGGCGCAACGGGGUGGAUGGUGUUUGGGAGAGCUUUCGAUUCGCAUGAACAUUACAUUACGAGAGCAGGGCGAUUGAUUUUUUUUUAUUUACUGUAACAAUGAACAUGAG
Aspergillus heteromorphus CBS 117.55 is the source of this 2407-nucleotide messenger RNA. RefSeq names its product histone deacetylase RPD3 (gene rpdA). The record is from RefSeq and is a predicted model, not a curated record. Bases 237 to 2282 code for a protein of 681 amino acids. Gene Ontology annotation, molecular function: histone deacetylase activity. NCBI's taxonomy places the organism in Eukaryota, Fungi, Ascomycota, Eurotiomycetes, Eurotiales, Aspergillaceae. The transcript is spliced from 4 exons.